AUGCAGAUCACUCUGGAUGUGCUGGUGGAGAUGGGUCACCGUGAGCUGAAGGAGAUCGGCAUCAACGCCUACGGACACCGACACAAGAUCAUCAAAGGCGUGGAGAGGCUCAUCAGCGGGCCGCAGAGUGUGAACCCCUACCUGACUUUGAACACAGCCAACAGCGGGACGAUCCUGAUCGAUCUUGCUGCCGAUGAUAAAGAGUUUCAGUCGGUGGAGGAGGAGGUACGAGCUCACACUUACACAACUGUUUCUACCGAUGAUCAUAAAAAGACUUUGGCAAUGUGUCGGGUGUCGCGUUUUUUAGCAGCAAGCAGCACACGAAUUGGAAGACAAUGA
Plectropomus leopardus (leopard coralgrouper) is the source of this 339-nucleotide messenger RNA. NCBI's taxonomy places the organism in Eukaryota, Metazoa, Chordata, Actinopteri, Perciformes, Serranidae. The record is from RefSeq and is a predicted model, not a curated record.